Aspergillus aculeatinus CBS 121060 is the source of this 1148-nucleotide messenger RNA. RefSeq names its product alpha/beta hydrolase. The transcript is spliced from 3 exons. The record is from RefSeq and is a predicted model, not a curated record. Bases 121 to 1068 code for a protein of 315 amino acids. NCBI's taxonomy places the organism in Eukaryota, Fungi, Ascomycota, Eurotiomycetes, Eurotiales, Aspergillaceae.
CUUUCUCCAAAGCUUUGAUUGACUGUGACGCUAGUAUUACCCCCAGUACCCCAGUUAGAAACAUUGGCACCAAGUCCGACCCUGAUUUAUCAUACGGCUGCCGGGCUCUCUGAGAAGAACAUGCCACUGUCACCCGAGAUCCAGGACUUCAUCCAUGGGUUCAAAAAUCGCUGGGACCCGUCUGUGAAUGUAGCGUGCGAGCGCUUCUUCGAAACAUGCCAUGCAUCCUUUCCUCCUUCGGAUGCGACGCCAUCGAUUGCAUGUGAGAAAGAUGUCAAGUACGGGCCGGAUCCGCGACACCGGUUGGAUAUCUUCUGGCCCACCAAUGCAUCCACGACAAACGCGACCCUCCCCGUUGUCGUCUACUUCCACGGCGGUGCGUUCAAAGCGGGCGAUAACACUAUCACGCCGCACCUGCAUGCCAACAUUGGAAAAUUCUUCGCCGACAACGGCAUGAUCGGAGUCCUUGGAACAUAUCGCCUCCUACCGGACGCUCGGUUUCCAGACGGCCGGGACGACGUUGCCGCUGCCCUAACAUGGCUGCAUGACCAUAUUCACCAAUACGGAGGCGACCGCAACUCCAUUUUCGCGCUCGGGCAAAGUGCCGGCGGUGGCCAUCUGGCCAUGGCUCUAUACGCGGGGAGGCUCAUUUCCGACGAAGGCCGGAGCCUGGUGCGUGGGGUUUUGCUCCUAAGCGCCGCGUUGGAGUAUGAUCUGGGGAAGGAGGAGCGGCGCAGAAGCAUGGAGGCGUACUAUGGAACGAAUGACCAUGAGUUUAUCCACGCUCAUUCGGCUCUCGGUAUUUUUGAGAGGCUGUCUGACGAGGGAAAUGCGGCUGGGAGGACAACUCCCGAGCUCUUUAUUAUGCUGGCGGAGUGGGAUUUCGAGGAGUGUGUCCGAGGUAAUUUGGAUUUCCUGCAGGCUUACAAUAAGCAGCAGCGCCGUCUUCCGCGGUUCGAGGUACUGUUAGGACACAACCAUGUCAGCUACUGUUUAUCUAUUGGGCUACCGGGUGAUGAGGUUGGUCCGAAGAUCGUGGAGUGGGCGAGGCAGUGUUUGAAGAAGUGAGUGAGGUCUCCAUUUUAUUACGCUCAUGGAGUUCUACUCUGUGCACAAUCUAAAUGUGUCGGCACCAUUGAGUACAAAGU